AUGCCUGACAGAGAUGCUGUCUCAUAUUCUAUAAUGAUUGUUGGUACAGCUAUGUUAGAUAUGUAUGCUAAGUGUGGAAGUAUGAUUAAUUCAUAUAAAGUAAUUGAGGGAAUGAAGAACCCGGGUUUGAUUUCCUGCAAUGCAGUGGUAGCCGGGUUUGUACGCAAUGGACUCUUUGAAGAGGGCAUUGUGUUGUUUAACCAGUUCCGGAAGUUUGGUUUGGUUCUUGAUAUGUACUCAAGUUUGUUGGAUUUAGAUGCUGCAGCAAAAAUAUUUGAUGAGAUGGAAUGCAAAGAUGUUAUCAAUUGGACAACAAUGAUAGGUUUGUUGAUUGAUCUUGAAUGUGCCGCUUAUGCACUAGAGCUUUUCAGCAGAAUGAGGGAUAGUGGGAUCAGUCAUGACACAGUGGUCAUCAUGAAUCUCAUUUCAGCUUGUGCAAUCAUCGGGGAUUUGAAGAGAAGGAGAAAAGUCCAGGCUCAAGCUGUUGUUUGUGGAUUUGGUUCUGAGCUCACUCUUGUGAACUCUCUAACUGCAAUGUAUUCCAAGUGUGGUGACUUGAAUUCUUCUAUAACUGUUUUUGAUCAAAUAUCUCAGAAGAGUUUAGUUUCAUGGACAGCUAUGAUUUUGGGCUAUGCACAGAAUGGACACCCAAGAGAGGCUUUGAAUCUCUUAGUUGAAGACUUGAAGUUAGACUAG
This is a messenger RNA of Quercus robur (English oak), 696 nucleotides long. RefSeq names its product pentatricopeptide repeat-containing protein At1g11290, chloroplastic-like. The transcript has 2 exons. The coding region runs from base 1 to 696 and encodes 231 amino acids. Gene Ontology annotation, molecular function: RNA binding; protein binding. Gene Ontology annotation, biological process: RNA modification. The record is from RefSeq and is a predicted model, not a curated record. Lineage: Eukaryota; Viridiplantae; Streptophyta; Magnoliopsida; Fagales; Fagaceae.